AUGGUAUUGACGACGAAAUGUUCUGUUUUCAAUCGUGGAACAGUCUUAGAAGAAGCAACUGAUUCAAUGAUUGCUGAAUUACAAUCAACACCAAUGGAUGCAGUUCUUUUCUGGAACAUGGUCACUCUACAAGCCUGUGUCAAUGAUUAUGAUCGUAGUAUAGCUCCUGUGCCUGAUCAAAUUGGUCCGACAGCAACAUCGCGAGCUUUUGCCAUCAUUCACGGUGCAAUGUAUGAAUCGCUGACUGCAUUCAAUCGAGCAUUCAAACCGAUGUGGAAAUCGAAAGAUAUUUCCCCACUCGGUAAUGCUUUUCGAGGCUCUAUCGUCGAUGCAGCUAUCAUGGAAUCUGCCUAUCAAACAUUGUCAUACUUGUAUCCGAAACAACGGCCAAUCUUCGAUGCUGUUCGCAAAGUUCAUUUGCAGCAACUCGCCAGUAAUAAUACAAGACAGGUCGACAUCAACAAAGGAAUUUUUGUCGGUAAAUGGAUUGCUUCAUUCAUUCUAAGCGAUCGAGCAACCGAUGGCAGUCAACAGGACAAAGUUUAUACAAUAACAAUGGAACCAGGCUAUCAUCAAGCUGAUCCAACCCAUCCAAAUCAAGGCUUUCUCGGUGCCAAUUGGGGCAGUGUGAAACCGUUCACUUUAGACUUUUCAUCUCAAUAUCGUCCAGCAAAUAUUAUCGGUGAUACACCCGAAGCUCGUCGCAACUAUUUGAGUUCCGUUGAUUAUGCACGAGAAUUCGAUGAGAUCAAGAGUGUUGGAUCGAAAACGAGCACUGUUCGUACACAAGAUCAGACACACAUUGCUAUCGCUUGGGCGUAUGAUGGAGUACCAAACGUAGGCGUUCCUCCACGAUUGUACAAUCAAAUUGUUCGAGUCAUUGCCAUUCAACAGAACAAUACAAUGGAAAAUAAUGCACGACUCUUUGCAUUGAUCAAUUAUGCUUUGGCUGAUGCAGGUAUUGCCACAUGGGAGGCAAAAUAUUACUAUAACUUCUGGCGUCCUAUUCUGGGCGUUCGUCAAGCAAUCGAAUCUUCUUGGGCAGAUCCCAAUUGGAUACCUCUGGGAGCACCAGCUGAUGGUGCUGGUACUGAUUUCACUCCGCCAUUUCCGUCGUUUGUUUCUGGUCAUUCGUCGUUUGGUUCAGCUUGUUUCGAAAUGCUUCGUCUCUUCUACAACCGAGAUAAUAUUCGUUUUCGAUUUCAAUCUGAUGAAUACAAUGGGAAGACAAUCGAUUCAGAUACCGGACUUGUACGACCAGCAAAAACACGAACAUAUGGUUCGUUUACUGAAGCAGAAACAGAGAAUUAUCUUAGUCGAAUCUAUCUAGGCGUACAUUGGAGAAGCGAUCAAGAACAUGGACAAAUUCUUGGGCGAAAAGUGGCGAAACAUGUCUUUAACAAAAUGACUUGA
Messenger RNA from Rotaria sp. Silwood1, 1413 nucleotides. The record is from the annotation of a GenBank genome assembly. NCBI's taxonomy places the organism in Eukaryota, Metazoa, Rotifera, Eurotatoria, Philodinida, Philodinidae.